Magnolia sinica is the source of this 1158-nucleotide messenger RNA. RefSeq names its product wall-associated receptor kinase 2-like. NCBI's taxonomy places the organism in Eukaryota, Viridiplantae, Streptophyta, Magnoliopsida, Magnoliales, Magnoliaceae. The record is from RefSeq and is a predicted model, not a curated record. The transcript has a single exon. Gene Ontology annotation, molecular function: protein serine/threonine kinase activity; protein tyrosine kinase activity; ATP binding. Gene Ontology annotation, cellular component: plasma membrane. Gene Ontology annotation, biological process: cell surface receptor signaling pathway; protein phosphorylation. The coding region runs from base 28 to 909 and encodes 293 amino acids.
UUUUCCUGUUCCCGCAGAGGCCCUACUAUGAAAUAUGCCAAGAUCUUCUCCGCUCGAGAGCUCGAGAAGGCAACCAACAAUUAUGAUGGCAUUAGAAUCCUAGGCAGUGGCCGCCGAGGCACUGUCUACAAGGGAACCCUGGAGGAUGGCUCAAUAGUUGCAGUAAAAAAAUCACAAGAGGUGGCCCCAAGCGAAGUUGAUCGAUUCAUAAAUGAGCUCAUCAUACUGACCCAAGUUGAUCACAAGAAUAUCGUCAAGCUCUUGGGCUGUUGCUUGGAGACCCAAGUCCCUUUCCUAGUCUAUGAGUUCAUCUCCAGGCAUACUUUAUACCAAGAACUCCAUGGAGAUGGUAAUGAUUCAACUCCACUUCCAUGGAAAAACCGCCUCCGGAUAGCUACUGAGAUUGCUGGGGCUCUUUCACACCUACACUCAUUCGCAUCCAUGCCAAUAUUGCACAGAGACAUCAGGUCAUCCAAUAUACUACUAGACAAGAAUUACACUGCCAAGCUUGCUAACGUUGGAUUUUCUAAACUUGACCUACUUGAUAAAAACUGGGUUUCAAAUGUGUUGAAAGAAACGCUACUGUACUUGGAUCCUGAGUACUUCAAAACGGGAAAGUUAACGGAGAAGAGUGAUGUAUAUAGCUUUGGAGUGGUUCUGGUGGAGCUCUUGUCCGGGCAAACGCCCACUCAAGGUCGGAUGAAGCGAGAUCACAAAAGCCUGGUGGUUCACUUUCUAUCAUGUGUUGAAAGAGGGAAUUUUUUCAUGAUCCUAGAUCAUGGAUUACUAAGAGAGGACAGAAUGGAGGACCUGCAAGCAGCAGUGGAGAUUGCUCAAAGAUGCCUGAGUCUGAAAGGAGAAGAAAGGCCAACAAUGAAAGAGGUGGUGCAGGAGCUGAUGAAGUAUUAAGUUGCCAAAACCCAGCUCUUGCAAGAAGUGCUGUAAUAAUUUUUAUCUAAGAUGGGUAUGUUGUGUAUUAUUACUAGAGCUUAUAAUUUUUGAGAAUUUCUAAUAGUUUAUGCUGCAAUUCUGUCAGUUCAAAUUAUAAAGUAUUUUGUAUAAGAAAGAAGAAGUUUCCUAAAAUAGGUCCUGACGUAUUGUUAUGAGAUACGUUUCUGUGGUCGUGUUUUCAUGAUCCAAACCAUUUAUGGGGAUGAG